CGCAGACCGGCCACUCCAGAGAGAGCAGCCGCACAGGCGGACACAAGCUGUGCAGGUCCCCGCGAUGCCAGUCGGAUCUUCAGCCGCCCGGUUCACCCCGUGUGAAGGAAAGGAGAGGACACAUUAAAAGAGCCCUUUUCCCACCUCAACCACAGAGUCUCGGUCCGAAACGGGCAGGAGAAACAAAAGCAGACAUCGUUAAAUUGGAGUAAAGCGCGUCCUCCGGUGCAGCGCAGCUUUAAGAGGAUUGCUGUAUCCCAAGAACUGCAACGCCGCGUGAAGUGUGUUUAGACGGGGAAAAUGUCAUUGUCUGGGAAAGAAAACAGCACUAGCCCUCAUGCCAAUUACGUGGGACCGUACCGCUUGGAAAAGACCCUCGGGAAAGGACAGACAGGUCUCGUAAAGCUUGGGGUCCACUGUGUCACAUGUCAGAAAGUCGCCAUAAAGAUCGUAAACCGAGAAAAGCUCAGCGAAUCCGUGUUAAUGAAGGUGGAGCGAGAAAUCGCCAUCUUGAAGCUAAUAGAACAUCCCCAUGUCUUAAAGUUGCACGACGUCUACGAAAAUAAAAAAUAUUUGUAUUUGGUUUUAGAGCACGUGUCAGGUGGAGAGCUGUUUGACUAUCUGGUAAAGAAGGGCCGAUUAACACCCAAAGAAGCUCGAAAGUUCUUCAGACAGAUCAUCUCAGCUCUAGACUUCUGCCACAGUCACUCAAUAUGUCACAGGGACCUGAAGCCGGAGAACCUGUUGCUGGAUGAGAAGAAUAACAUCAGGAUAGCAGACUUCGGCAUGGCGUCCCUGCAGGUGGGAGACAAUCUGCUGGAAACCAGCUGUGGAUCUCCUCAUUAUGCAUGUCCUGAAGUCAUCCAGGGAGAGAAGUAUGACGGAAGGAAAGCAGACGUUUGGAGCUGUGGGGUCAUUUUGUUUGCUCUGCUGGUGGGAGCUCUGCCAUUUGAUGAUGACAAUUUAAGAAACUUGUUAGAAAAAGUGAAGCUGGGUGUGUUUCACAUGCCCCAUUUUAUCCCACCGGACUGCCAGAACCUUCUGCGAGGAAUGAUCGAGGUCAACUCUGGUAAUCGGUUAACGACAACGGCCUGGGACAGUGCUGCCACCUUGUGGAACAACUCAUUAGUGCAAAACAAAUUCAGUGCGCAUGUGCAACCUGUGCGUACAAAAGGAGGGAAGAACGAGCCGGAGCCGGAGCAGCCGGUGCCCAGGAAGGUGGCGAUCCGCAGCGUCCCGUCAGCCGACGACAUCGACCCGGACGUCCUGGAGAGCAUGCACUCGCUGGGCUGCUUCCGGGACAAGAGCAAGCUGAUGAAGGACCUGCUAUCGGACGAUGAGAAUCAGGAGAAGAUGAUCUAUUUCCUUCUGUUGGAUCGUAAGGAGAGAUACCCCAGCCAUGAAGACCAGAACCUCCCUCCUCGCAAUGAUAUAGCGGCGUCUGACCAUGUGUUUUAUGGUCUGUGUCCUCACAGGUCACGGUCCAUCAGCGGCGCGUCCUCUGGUCUCUCCACCAGCCCUCUCAGCAGCCCACGGCCCAUCCGGAAGUUCUGUGUCCCACCACAGUCCACUGAGCUGCUCUUGUCCCCCAGCUCUAGUAUCACCGACUCCCUAAAACCAAACUCAGAUCAAAACGAGUUAAAAACCCCAACUUCUAACUCCCUAACACCAAACUCUAUAUCUGAGUAUCUCUUGCCCUGCCCAAAGACCCAGACUCUUCCAGCCAAACCCAAAGACAAACCCUUACAAUCCGCCCGAUCAAACCCCCUACCCGAAUCUGGGCCCGAACACAUUUUGACAGCCAAGUCAGAACCUUCAACUCCAUGUCAACCACAAGUUCCCUGUAUACCGGGCAGCCCACUGGUGCGGCGGGCAACCCCAGCCUCCAUCAUACCCCCUCAACUCUCGGUCCCCUUUAGGCCUGUUGUCCCUCUUUCCCCUAUCCGACUACACCACUUCCACCCUGUUCCUGGCUCUGACCACACCACCAAAUCUAUCCCCACCAUACAGGUGACCCCCCACCCCUCUCCAAGGGGCAGCCCUAUCCCCACCCCCAAAGGAACGCCCGUGCACACGCCUAAGGACAGCCCCACGGGGACGCCGACCCCUACGCCACCCCCCAGCCCCUCCAUCGGGGGAAUGCCCUGGAAGACGCGCCUCAACUCCAUCAAGAACAGCUUCCUGGGCUCACCGCGCUUUCACCGCAGGAAACUGCAAGUUCCCACUCAAGAGGAAAUGUCCAGCCUCACGCCAGAGUCUUCCCCAGAACUUGCCAAAAAAUCUUGGUUUGGUAACUUCAUCAACCUAGAGAAAGAGGAGCAGAUCUUCGUGGUUAUUAAGGACAAGCCUCUGAGCUCUAUAAAAGCCGACAUCGUACACGCCUUUCUCUCGAUACCCAGCCUCAGUCACAGCGUCGUCUCGCAGACAAGUUUUCGGGCUGAGUAUAAAUCCACCGCUGGCCCCACCGUCUUCCAGAAGCCUGUUAAUGGGUUUGUCCCUAUUUUACCCAGCGCUGGGUUGUAUUUAAACCAGCAUUUUUUAGUGUAUAUAUAUCUGUUACACUUUAUUGCAGGUCCAAGCCGGCGUUUCAAGCGGGUGGUAGAAAUGAUUCAGGCGCAGUUGUUAAGCACACACGACCAGCCGGGAGUCCAGCAGCUGUCUGGCAGCCCAUUGAGUAACUUCUUUGACGUAAUUAAACAACUUUUUUCAGACGAGAAGAACGGCCAGGUGCCUCUUCCACCUGGCACGCCCAACAGACACCCACCUUACGCCCGUCACCACGACCCUCAGCCUAGUGACUCUAAAUGCCCAGCGGGCAAUCCCAGGGACAAUACCAAGCUGGUGGCAUCCGUUGGGACACAGGAGCAGCCCUAAAACUUUACGUACCAACAUAAAAGCACUCCAAAAUGUACAUAAUCUUAGAGUUGAUGGAAUUUAUAUUUGGACAAACUUUUGUAUGAUGGAAUGACUGCUUAAAAACAAAUUAUGACACAAAUCCAGACACAUUUCCCCUUUCACCAUCUCUGCAUGUCGUUGUGCCAGCCCCUACCCAAACCCCUGUUGUUUCUUCCCCAGAUAUUUUCAUGUCUUUACGUCUGUCUUCCUGUUUUCCUCACCUUUGUGACGGCUUGUCUUUGCUGCUAGGAAUUAUCCAGAAAACUUAUUAAAACUCCGCCCCCACUUCCCUGGACAUCCUGAGAUGGACAUUUAUUGACAGACGGCACUUUUCAUGACGAACAAGCGGGUUACCAAGGAGAAGGACGCUUCAUCUUUCGUCAUACUCUUCCCUUCCCUCUUUCUGUUCUGUCCGAGGACUAAAAUACAAAUACCCACACUUGUUCCCACUCAACCUGAGUGCACCCCUGCCAUCAUCUCAGCACCCCAACCUGUUAAAAUGGUUGACCAGCCAGUGGGAACUGGCUGCACCAACAGGCUCUGUUCCAAAACGUAGUGAGCUGCCUCUAAGAUACCUCACUCUGAUCAAAUGAUAAGGCAGUCUCUUAAUGCAAUGCAACAAACAUUGUAAAAAAUGGCGUUAAAGAUGGCAGAGAAAGCACUCAGUUUAAUUAAAAUAAGGACUA
Molecule: messenger RNA, 3581 nt
Organism: Sinocyclocheilus rhinocerous
Lineage: Eukaryota; Metazoa; Chordata; Actinopteri; Cypriniformes; Cyprinidae
Product: serine/threonine-protein kinase BRSK2-like
Exons: 18
Coding region: 301-2874 (857 amino acids)
Biological process (GO): protein phosphorylation; intracellular signal transduction
Cellular component (GO): cytoplasm
Molecular function (GO): ATP binding; protein serine/threonine kinase activity
Source: RefSeq, a predicted model, not a curated record